AUGGAGAAAGUCCUCGGCAACCUCAGCGAGGUCGUUCCAGCUUCACGCCUCACGCCGGCCUUCCCGCCGGCAGUCAAGGUUGGGCUCACGGCGCUGUACAUGGCGCUGUACGCCUUGCUUUUCCUCUCAGUCUACGCCCAGCUCUGGCUGGUUCUCUUCUAUCGCCACAAGAAGUUCAGCUACCAGACUGUCUUCCUCUUCCUCUGCCUCUUCUGGGCCGCCUUGCGCACCACCCUCUUCUCCUUCUACUUCAGAAACACCCUCAAGGCCAACCACUUGGGUCCUUUCUUCUUCUGGCUUCUCUACUGCUGCCCGGUCUGCCUGCAGUUCUUCACCUUGACCCUCAUGAACCUGUAUUUUGCCCAGGUGGUUUUCAAGGCCAAAGCAAAAUACCGCCCUGAACUGACCAGAGGCCUGUUGGCAGUGCGGGGGGCAUGCUUGGGUGCCAGCAUCCUCUUCCUAGUGGUGAACGUGGCGUGUGCCGUGCUCGUGCGGGCACGCCGGGCGGAGCCCUGGGCCGUGGUGCUGGCGCGGGUCCUCAUCAAUGACUCGCUGUUCGUGCUGGGGGCCGUCUCUCUCGCCCUCUGUCUCUGCCUCGUUGCCCGUGGCUCCCCUUCCACCCGGAUCUACCUGGAAGCCAAGGGCACCACCCUGUGCCAAACGGCUGCCAUGGGCGGCACCAUCGUCUUGCUGUACGCCAGCCGGGCAUGCUACAACCUGGCUGCCUUGGCCCUGUCCUCCCGCACCCGUCUCGACUCUUUCGACUAUGACUGGUACAACGUAUCGGACCAGGCGGAUCUAAUCACAGACUUGGGAGACCAAGGAUACAUCGUCUUCGGCCUCAUCCUCUUUGUUUGGGAACUGCUGCCCACUACCUUGCUGGUUGGCUUCUUCCGGGUGCACCGGCCUGCUCAGGAUAUGAGUGCCAGCCGUGUCUUCAACCGGCAGCUUGGAGUCUCCCGCUCCUAUUUCUUUGACCAUCCUGGACAGCGUGAUAGUGAAGGACUGACCAGCAGCCUGACGGGGCGACUAGGCAGCGGAAGCUGGUACGGCUCCAUCAACCACAGCAGCGUCGGUGAGCAGGACUGGUUUGGGGGUCACCCUCCCACGGCCCCCCUUCUCUUCUCACAAGCAGCGGUCUCUGGCAGCCACCACCACAGCCUCUACUCCACCCCACAGAACUGAGGAACGUGGGAGAGGGUUUCUGGGGGUGGGGGACCAGCAGUCUG
Molecule: messenger RNA, 1229 nt
Organism: Euleptes europaea (tarantolino)
Lineage: Eukaryota; Metazoa; Chordata; Lepidosauria; Squamata; Sphaerodactylidae
Gene: GPR137
Product: G protein-coupled receptor 137
Exons: 7
Coding region: 1-1185 (394 amino acids)
Biological process (GO): negative regulation of osteoclast differentiation; positive regulation of TORC1 signaling; regulation of autophagy
Cellular component (GO): lysosomal membrane
Source: RefSeq, a predicted model, not a curated record